AUGAAGUACGUCGUUGUUUCUGGUGGAGUUAUCUCAGGCAUUGGAAAGGGUGUUUUGGCAUCCUCUACUGGUAUGCUGUUGAAAACACUUGGUUUAAGAGUCACCUCUAUCAAAAUUGACCCAUACCUGAACAUCGACGCAGGAACUAUGUCUCCUCUAGAGCACGGAGAAUGCUUCGUUCUGGACGAUGGUGGAGAAGUGGAUCUUGACUUGGGAAACUAUGAAAGAUAUUUGGGUAUUUCCCUUACUAAAGACCACAAUAUUACCACAGGCAAGAUCUACUCUGCUGUUAUUCAAAAAGAAAGAAAAGGUGAUUACUUGGGUAAAACUGUUCAAGUUGUUCCUCACAUCACUAAUGCCAUUCAGGACUGGAUUGAGCGUGUUGCCAGAAUUCCAGUCGAUCCCUCUGGAAUGGAACCAGAUGUCUGUAUCAUUGAACUGGGAGGAACAGUUGGAGAUAUUGAGUCUGCUCCCUUCGUUGAAGCCCUAAGACAAUUUCAGUUCAGAGUUGGACAUGAAAACUUUGCUUUGAUUCACGUGUCGCUUGUCCCAGUGAUUCAUGGCGAGCAAAAGACCAAGCCUACCCAAGCUGCGAUCAAAGAUCUGAGAUCUCUUGGCCUGUCUCCAGAUAUGAUUGGUUGCAGAUGUUCCUCCAGAUUGGAAAAGCCAACGAUCGACAAGAUCGCAAUGUUUUGCCAUGUUGGUGCUGAGCAAGUUCUUGCCAUUCACGACGUGAACUCUACCUAUCAUGUUCCGCUCAUUUUGAAAGAACAAAAGAUGAUUAAUUAUUUGACCAAAAGAUUAGAACUUCACAAAAUGCACAUUCCGCCCCUGAUGGUCGCCAAAGGAGAGGAGCUAUACAAGAAUUGGGUUGAGCUGACAACACAGCAUGAUAGAUCUUACGAGAGAGUCACCAUUGCAAUUGUCGGAAAGUACACUAAUUUACAUGACUCGUAUUUGUCUGUGAUCAAAUCGCUCGAGCACAGUGCAAUGAGAUGUUCCAAGAAACUGGAAAUUGUCUGGGUCGAGUCGGGAAAUUUGGAACCAGAAACUGAAUUAGUGAACAAGGCCGACUUCCAUUCUGCGUGGCAGCUGGUUUGUAAAGCUGAUGGAAUCUUGGUUCCAGGCGGUUUCGGUACUAGAGGUGUUGAGGGAAUGAUUGCUGCUGCUAAAUGGGCUCGAGAGAACAAUAUUCCAUAUUUGGGUGUUUGCCUUGGACUGCAAGUGGCGGUUAUUGAGUUCAUUAGGAAUGUCUUGCAUGUCGAGGGUGCAACCAGUGCUGAAUUUGUGCCAGAGAUCGCCGACGAGCAAGCAGCUGUUGUUUAUAUGCCUGAAAUUGAUAAGGAGAAUAUGGGAGGUACCAUGAGACUGGGCCUGAGACCAACGUGCUUUGAUUCCACUGCUGAAUUUUCCAUUAUCAAAAAGCUCUACGGUGGUGCAGAAUCUGUCUUGGAAAGACACAGACAUAGAUACGAAAUCAAUCCAGCCAUGGUUGAGGCCAUUGAGAAGCACGGAAUGAAGUUUGUUGGAAAAGAUGAAAAAGCUGAGAGAAUGGAGAUCUUGGAGCUUGUAAAUCAUCCAUUUUUCGUUGCCACUCAGUACCACCCAGAAUACAUCUCAAAGGUUUUGGAUCCGUCCCGUCCAUUUUUGGGAUUGGUUGCUGCCGCUUCUGGCAUGUUGGAUGAGAUUUUGAAACAAGACUUGAGAAAGGCUGCUAACGAUUUUUGA
Messenger RNA from Ogataea angusta, 1728 nucleotides. RefSeq lists its product as uncharacterized. The transcript has a single exon. Gene Ontology annotation, biological process: CTP biosynthetic process; pyrimidine nucleobase biosynthetic process. Gene Ontology annotation, cellular component: cytoplasm; cytoophidium. Gene Ontology annotation, molecular function: CTP synthase activity; identical protein binding. Bases 1 to 1728 code for a protein of 575 amino acids. The record is from RefSeq and is a predicted model, not a curated record. NCBI's taxonomy places the organism in Eukaryota, Fungi, Ascomycota, Pichiomycetes, Pichiales, Pichiaceae.